Molecule: messenger RNA, 360 nt
Organism: Miscanthus lutarioriparius
Lineage: Eukaryota; Viridiplantae; Streptophyta; Magnoliopsida; Poales; Poaceae
Source: the annotation of a GenBank genome assembly
AUGGCUUCGUCGGCGGCAUACCCCGACGCGGACGAGAACCUGGAGGCCAUCAUCACCCGCAUCGAGCAGAAGUCCCGAAAGAUCGAGACCCUCCUCAAGCAGUACACCCCCCCUUUCCCUCUCCUCUCGACCCCUCCCCUGCUUUUGAUUCGCCUGCUCAUUUCUCCGCGGCGUGGGGGCAGGUCGAAGCCGGUGGAGGCCCUGAAGACGGCGCUCGAGGGGUCGCCGCUCAAGACCCGCGACGAGCGAUGCAAGUCGGCGAACUGGAUCGUGGUGCACCGCGCGAUGAUGGCGAUCAGGGACGUCGACGGCAUGUUCAACUCCCUGGAUCCCGAGUACUAUGACAUCCUCAUGAAGUAA